AUGAUCUUCUCCGUCAUCUCAUCUCUCGCUCUCCUCGCCACCUCGGUGGCUGCUAUGCCAAGUAGUUUCGUGGCUCSUCAAAAMCCCAACAAGAUCACAUUCACAAUCAUCAACGACCAGUCCGGUGCUCAAUCCGCCGCUACAGUUCCAAUCGACGGAUCUGUUGAGACUUUCCAAAGCCUCUUCGGCACCAGCUCUCUUGCAUCGAAUGGAAAGAUUCUUGCCACGUCCAGCCAACUCAUCGCUUUUCCUCAGGGAUUCGAGUGCACCAUCUUUCAAUCGGCCAACAAUGUUAUUGACUACUUCACUCCGGAGCACACAUAUAUUGAUCUAGAUGGAAAUCCGAAUGCCGCUAUUCCGGUCGAUGUGUCGGGCUAUAGUAUCACUUGUUCGUUCUAA
Molecule: messenger RNA, 399 nt
Organism: Talaromyces amestolkiae
Lineage: Eukaryota; Fungi; Ascomycota; Eurotiomycetes; Eurotiales; Trichocomaceae
Exons: 1
Coding region: 1-399 (132 amino acids)
Source: RefSeq, a predicted model, not a curated record